AUGGUUCAGUCCAUCGUUAGGCCUUUGCGGUAGGGAGUUGUUUGGCGGACCCUGUAAGUUUACCUCUACUUUACAUGUUGAUUUGGUUUGACCGAGGAGGGCCAACGUCUCGACUUUUAUCACCACUGGCCUCAUUAAGUACCCCUUUCGACGGACCAUUAAAUCAGAGUGCUUCAGGGCGUGGUGAAUGCGUUCAGAGCUGAAGAGGGCAGAGAGGUAUCGGUGAUUCUGAGCGGAGCUGAUGAUGCCGACGUUGCGGGACAGCACCAUGUCCCACCCCGGCGAAAAUUCCCACCAAGUCCGGGUGAAGGCGUAUUAUAAAGGGGACAUCAUGAUCACUCAUUUUGAACCGUCCAUCUCGUAUGAAGACCUUCACGGGGAGGUGAAAGACAUGUGCGCCAUGGACAACGACCAGCUCUUCACCAUGAAGUGGAUCGAUGAGGAAGGUGACCCUUGCACUGUAUCGUCUCAACUGGAACUAGAGGAAGCUCUGAGGCUCUAUGAACUCAACAAAGACUCAGAACUUAUUAUACACGUGUUUCCAUGUGUACCUGAGAAACCUGGCAUGCCGUGUCCAGGAGAAGACAAGUCGAUAUAUCGUCGUGGCGCCCGGCGAUGGAGGAAGCUUUAUUAUGCGAGCGGUCACGCUUUUCAGGCCAAACGCUUUAACAGGCGGGCCCACUGUGCCAUCUGUGCAGAUCGAAUCUGGGGUCUGGGAAGACAAGGCUACAAAUGCAUCAACUGCAAGCUGCUGGUGCACAAGAAGUGUCAUAAACUGGUCACAGUGGAGUGUGGCAGACAGAUGAUCCAGGAACCAAUAAUGCCCGGCCCACCACAAAGUCACUUAGACCCAGCUGAACACCAAGGCCCUCAGCAUAAAGACUCCAAAGAAAGCUUGAAUUACGACGGAGAGGAGAAAGAGGCGCGGAGCAGAGUCACGGGGAAAUCGCCCGCCAGCCUGGGCCUCGCUGACUUCGAUCUGCUGAGGGUUAUCGGCAGAGGCAGCUACGCGAAAGUGCUGCUGGUGCAGCUGAAGAAGACGGAGCGCAUCUACGCCAUGAAGGUGGUCAAAAAGGAGCUAGUCAAUGAUGACGAGGACAUCGAUUGGGUCCAAACAGAAAAGCACGUCUUUGAGCAGGCGUCUAACCAUCCGUUCCUGGUUGGCCUCCACUCCUGUUUCCAGACAGAAAGCAGACUCUUCUUUGUUAUUGAAUAUGUAAAUGGGGGCGAUCUCAUGUUCCACAUGCAAAGACAAAGGAAACUUCCAGAAGAACAUGCCAGAUUCUACUCAGCAGAGAUCAGUCUGGCGCUAAACUACCUCCAUGAGCGGGGAAUCAUCUACCGAGAUUUGAAACUGGACAACGUACUGCUGGACUCUGAGGGACACAUCAAACUUACAGACUACGGAAUGUGCAAGGAGGGGCUGAGACCAGGUGAUACGACAAGCACUUUCUGUGGUACUCCCAAUUACAUCGCUCCUGAAAUACUCAGAGGAGAGGAUUACGGUUUCAGCGUGGACUGGUGGGCACUGGGGGUGCUGAUGUUUGAGAUGAUGGCGGGACGAUCGCCGUUCGACAUUGUCGGUAGCUCUGACAACCCCGACCAAAAUACAGAAGACUACCUCUUCCAAGUUAUAUUGGAAAAACAGAUCCGAAUCCCUCGCUCGCUGUCUGUCAAAGCUGCCAGCGUUCUAAAGGGAUUCCUCAACAAGGAUCCCAAGGAGCGUCUGGGCUGCCACCCUCAGACAGGCUUCGCCGACAUCAUGGGCCAUCCGUUCUUCCGAAACGUUGACUGGGAUCUUCUGGAGCAGAAGCAGGUGGUCCCUCCGUUCAAACCCAACAUCUCAGGGGAAUUCGGACUGGACAACUUCGACGCCCAGUUCACCAACGAGCCCAUCCAGCUCACACCCGAUGACGACGAUGUGGUCAAGAAGAUCGACCAGUCAGAGUUCGAAGGCUUCGAGUACAUCAACCCUCUGCUGAUGUCUGCGGAGGAGUGUGUGUGAGAGAUGUGACAGCUUGUCCUUGUGAAGACCACCCACACACACAUACACACUUCAGUACGUGUUUACGUGGCGUCGCAGUGUCUUCAAACUGCAUGGUUAUGAGACGAGCCGGCGACAUCCACCUUUUGUUCGAGGGCCACACGUGCACAGCAGAACGCUUAUUUGCCAAAACCAGUCUCACACUCUGCCAUUUAUAACCACUUGCCCUUAAUUCUACCUUCUUUCAUAAUUAUUUUUAUACCAUGUAAAUGUUUUCAAAUAUCAGUUCUUUAUUCAGUAAACAUCAUGGCCGCAACGUUCUUCCAGGGUUGCUGUACGUGGGUGUAGGAGAGGCGAGUCACAGCCGACUGAGCAUCCACUCCUUUCAGCUGGCGGGGCGUUUCCAUGCGUAUUUUAUUUGUAAAUAAUUAUUAAAAAAAACAUUAGAUGGAGCUUCAAGCCACACAAAUGGCAUGUUAAUUGCCAUCUUUGUCUGGUAUAUCAUAAAAAAACAUAACACUAGCCUUAUAAAAAGAUGAAAAUAUAUAUUUUCUCAUAUUUUAUUUAACAUAAUCUGAGUCAUAAAUGUUACACAUCUAGUUGGGGUAAGUGAACGAGACAAGCGCUUCAAAUCUGAGAAAAUAAAAGCUUCAGGUCCCAUAAUGAAGGAAACCAAACUGGAGUAUGACGCUAAUGUUGAGUUGAUGCUCUCAGACUGUGAACGAAUGAGCUGGAAGAAUAGCACAAAGUACCUGAAUGCCCGAGCACAGGUUAAAUGUUGCCGCGCAGAAUUAUACACACACAGGACCAAAAAACCCAACAUUUUUAUGAAAAAUGUCUAGCUGGUACUUGUUAGAUGGUACAAAAAAAUGUGCUGUCCUAGGUCAUAGAAUUUAUACAUUCAGAUAUCUUUUCUCAUUUGUAUUAUUGUUAUAUAUUUCUGAAACAUAAUCUCUUAUUGUUUUUGGAUUUUCUUCAUUCCAUGUUUGUCGUUUCGUUUGUCGACACUGUUGAUUCAAGAGCUCGGUUUACAGUCUAAAUCUACAGUUUUUAGUCCUAAACUGUGGCUUUAAGCCUGCAGCCCUACAUUUAGACCUUUGAUGUGAGGAUUUUCUAAAACAGCUUUAAAGAUCUGAACUCUCCACCUCCUGAAUGUAACACUAGGAAAUGGUCCAUGUUUAAGAACAUGCUUUGGGGCUCAUGUGGUCAUAUUCUACUGUUACUUUAUUGUUACUUUUCUGUUCAUUCAGAUUUUUUUAAAUGAUCACUACAUUUAUUCCAAAACGUUAUGGGGUGUGAACCCGCUGUUAACACUAUUGUUUGUAUUUGUUUUGUGUUUUGCAGAUGUUUUAUCAUCUGUACAACUUUAUUAUUAGUGCAUUUGAGGAAAAAAAUCCAGAUGGUAAAAUAAACAUUUUAUUCCUCUUCUUGUAA
This is a messenger RNA of Nothobranchius furzeri (turquoise killifish), 3418 nucleotides long. It is a transcript of the gene prkci, whose product is annotated as protein kinase C, iota. NCBI's taxonomy places the organism in Eukaryota, Metazoa, Chordata, Actinopteri, Cyprinodontiformes, Nothobranchiidae. Gene Ontology annotation, biological process: establishment or maintenance of cell polarity; protein phosphorylation. Gene Ontology annotation, cellular component: cytoplasm; nucleus. Gene Ontology annotation, molecular function: protein binding; protein serine/threonine kinase activity; ATP binding. The record is from RefSeq and is a predicted model, not a curated record.